ACAAUACACCUCGAGAUUGAAUCAUCACCAUAAAGCGAAUUUCAAAAAAAAUUAUUUUAAAAAUUAUUUGAAAAAUAUUAAUAAUUAAUAUUAAUAAAAAAUGAACAAUAAUCAAACUUUAAUAUCAUCAUCGGAUUUGAAUGGUAAUUUGAUGGAACAAAAUCAAUUAAAGGAAGAAAUUCAAAAUGAUUCUGCUUCGGUAAUGACAGGAAAUGAGGAUAAUAUGGAUACAAAUGAUGAUGGAGCUGUGGAAAUUGAAUCAAGUGAUGACGAAGAUGAUGUCAAUCCUUCAGAAAAGGAAUACCUUUUGGUGGAUCAUCCUAAUUUUGCCAGCUUACAAAGAGAAAAAGAUCGUGUUUUAUACUUGUUGGAACUAGGAAUGACUUUUAUUGAAUCAUUAACAAAAGCCACAAGAGAAAAUAUGUCUGUGGAUGAAGCAAUUAGUGAUUGUAAAGACAAUAUCUCUGAUUAUUAUGAUACAUUAUCGGAAAUUAAGACAAACAUGUCUAAACUUAUUUGCAUGUCAUCAUUUCAUUCGCCUCUAAAUUAUGAAGGAUCAUUGUAUUCUGAAAGAAAGAGAAUUGAAAUUAACAACAAGAAGGCAAAAAUUUUAAAAUUUGAAACAUCAAUAGGGAAAUCAGGAGCUUAUAAUGAUGAUUUUUCUUCUGUGAAUGCAUUCAAUAAUAACAAUAAUAAUUUGGAUAACAUUUCUCAAUCUAAUAUUUCCUAUGGACACACUGCACAAACUCCAAACAAGAUGUAAAAUAUAAACUAAUUUAUUUCUGUAC
This is a messenger RNA of Naegleria gruberi, 788 nucleotides long. RefSeq lists its product as uncharacterized. The transcript has a single exon. Bases 101 to 763 code for a protein of 220 amino acids. The record is from RefSeq and is a predicted model, not a curated record. NCBI's taxonomy places the organism in Eukaryota, Heterolobosea, Eutetramitea, Acrasida, Naegleriidae.